This is a messenger RNA of Cladophialophora bantiana CBS 173.52, 357 nucleotides long. RefSeq lists its product as uncharacterized. The record is from RefSeq and is a predicted model, not a curated record. NCBI's taxonomy places the organism in Eukaryota, Fungi, Ascomycota, Eurotiomycetes, Chaetothyriales, Herpotrichiellaceae. The coding region runs from base 1 to 357 and encodes 118 amino acids. The transcript has a single exon.
AUGUCUGCUGCGGCCUCCCCAUCUCCCAGUGAGGGCGAGAGCAAGCGUGGCGAAGUCUCCUACCGAUUCUGUCAAGAAUGGUACGCCUCCGAUCUCUUCCCAAAGACUUCUCUGACCUGUUUCCCAGCUCGAACCUCCUCUACCCGAAAGAAGACCGCGCCACCUCCACCCUCCUCUACAUUUGCAAGGCUUGCCAUGCGACUUCACAACACGACUCAGCAUGCACCUACCGUCAACAACUCGGCGCCAAUGUUCAAGAGACAGCUGGAACCACCGCUGAUGUUGCACACGAUCCAACGGUGGGUUCUGCUUUUCCUGAGCUGCCCCCUCUCUGUACCCUUUGCGGGGAGCCGUUGA